AGAUAGAUUUUGACCUCUCAUGGUGGUUUUGUACCGCGUCAGUUACGCAGUUGAAUUUUCUACUGCAAACUGCCGAGCAGUUGAAAGUAGCCACUCAAGUGAAGUAUUUGGCCUUCUAAAUUGCUCAGAAAUCUUCGUGUUAAUUUAUUCACACAACCGCCUGUCAUCAUCUUGUUAGUCUAACUGUUGCAACUUUGCUCGGUUAGGUUCAGAUUGGACAAGGUCGCAUCAUCAAAUAUUAGCUCUACUUUGAUAGGCAUCAGACGGAGUUUAUGUUCAUCAGUGUUCAGUUCUAUUGAUUCGUUUACAAGUAGGAGGAGUUACUUAUUAACUGUACAACAGUCCCAUUCAUUGAUCGUCGUAAUACAUCUGAUUAGAAGAAAUAGAUAGGAAUUAUCUCCUAAAGAAAAGGAAUUGAAUUCUCUUGAUCGAUUGGAAUCCCAUAAUGGUACUGGUAGCGGCUGGCUCUCCGCUGGACUGGCAUGACAGUAAGCAGUACCUGGAGUGGGUGAAGAUGGCGGGGUUAGAGCAGUUUGUGCACUUCUACAAGAAGAUGGCCACUGAGAAACACCCCAAGUGGAUGGAGAUACUCCGAUGGGGCGACGAGCUAGAAGGAAUCAUGGUGGAGUUUGACCAUGAAAACAAACGAGUGAAGCUGAUGCUGGAGUCCACUGAAAAAUUGCAACAGAUGAAAGACCUUGGCAAUGGGGCAAUGUUCACUCUGGAGUUUGCAGAGUAUAUGGUGGAGUGUGUGCCUGAUAAGCCCUACAAGGGUAUCAUCAACCACCUUAACACCGUCGAGAGCAACAUGCGCAACAGGCGUACACUGCUCAACUCGAUUUUGAAACCGAACCAGUUCUACUUGUGGUAUCCAACAUUCCCACUCCUAGGCUGUCCGGACAGCACCAUUCCCCAUACGGAGGCCUCCCCGGAGUCCAACAGUGAGAGCUCGAUGUCUGUUUUCAUCAGCGAUCAAGUCAUCUACUCCAGUCAUCCCAGGUUCAGAACUCUGUCUAAGAAUAUCAGAAAAAGGAGAGGCUCCAAAGUUGCCAUCAACAUCCCAGUAUUCAAGGACAAACACACCCCAUCGCCCUUCAACCAACCCAACAUACCAGACUGGGAUGGGGGAGACGCGAGAUCGGCUGCAAUGACAGACCACGUGUACGGGGAUGCGAUGGCGUUUGGAAUGGGCUCGUGUGCUCUUCAAAUCACAUUCCAGGCACAGUCUGAACAGGAGGCUUGUAAACUGUACGAUCAAUUGGCAACGCUGACACCUAUUUUGAUGGCUCUAUCUGCCUCCGCUCCCAUCUUCAACGGAUAUCUAGUGGACGAUGACGUCAGGUGGAACAUCAUCUCACAGUCGGUGGAUGACCGAACUCCUGUCGAGAGAGAAGAGAAACAGACUACCACACAACAGGAUAAAGGUGAAAAUGAGCAUAUGAAGGUUCCGAAGUCACGCUACAGUUCGAUAGACCUCUACAUAUCAGAGAAACACCAGUGCUUCAACGACAUCCCAGUGCCUACCAAUGAGAAAAUCCGACAACACAUGCUCAAAGAAGGCAUUCCGGAAAACAUUGCGAACCACGUAGCCCAUCUGUUCAUUCGGGAUCCCCUGGCUAUCUACAAGGAGAUGGUGACUGGACAAGCGGCUGAGCCACAAAACUACCUCCUCCACACAAACCACUUUGAAAACAUCAACUCGACAAAUUGGCAGUCGAUGAGGUUCAAACUGCCUCCGCCCGAUAGUAACAUCGGAUGGCGUGUGGAGUUCAGGUCAAUUGAUGUGCAAGCUACUGAGUUUGAAAAUGCCGCAUUUGCAGUUUUCAUUGUGCUACUAUCCAGGGUUAUUUUGACAUAUGACCUCAAUCUUCUCAUUCCUAUGUCAAAGCUGGAAGAGAAUUUCAAAAAUGCCUCGAAGCGAAAUGCGGUUUUGGAAGGGAAGUUCUGGUUUGUCAACUCUCUGAAGUGUGAAGAUGGAAAAUGUUGCUACUUCCUGGGUAACGAGAACGCCGUAGGUGCAGAAUUCUUCGAAAAUGGAACGGAAGCCACAGUAAACCACUCAAGCAGUGGCAAUGUUGAAAAUGGAGAGCUACUUAAGAAAUGUUGCUGCGACAAAAUGGACAUCAACACUAUCAUGAAUGGAAAACCGACAGGCGAGUGUGGGUUCAAGGGUCUGAUUCCGAUGCUGCAGGACUACCUGAAUGGCAUGGAGGACAUAGACGUCCUCACCAGGUGUUCCCUCUCCAGCUACUUCUCACUACUCGGCAAACGCGCAUCAGGUGAACUAAAGACAUGGGCCAGCUGGAUGCGACAGUUUGUCCAGUCGCACCCUCUGUACAAACAAGACAGUGUGGUGACCCCGGAGAUGACCUACGACCUCAUGUGGAGAUACAACCAGAUUAUCACUGGCGAAAUUGAAGAUCAAUCUGUCCUGUUCAAGCUUAAAAACUCCUCACAACUUGAAGUGAGCAAGGCACAGCUCAAAGCCCAAGACAGAUUAGACGGAUGCAAUUGUAACGAUGACUAGAUUUGGCGCAAAUAUGAUACUUGGUUGGGUCCCUGGAAUAUGGAUAGGUCCCUGAAAAAACCUGCUUUUCAAGCGGAACCAAUUAUCCUAUUUGCUUUUUAGAUUUUAGAGGCUAACCUAUUUUUGUUUCAAACCUGAAUUGUAGACAUAUAUACAUGGUAUACGGCUCUGUAAAGAUAUUACUUACAUUUACAUGUCAAUAUUCGUUCCCGGAGAAGAAAGUGAAAUAAGAGUUCUAUUCUUUGUAUUUAGAUCUAUCCUAAUCAGGAAGAAUUUUUGCGGCUUUUUCUGAAAUUUGGCGCAUUGAUUUCAGUAUUUUC
Symsagittifera roscoffensis is the source of this 2847-nucleotide messenger RNA. Its product is annotated as glutamate--cysteine ligase catalytic subunit-like. The coding region runs from base 446 to 2527 and encodes 693 amino acids. The record is from RefSeq and is a predicted model, not a curated record. The transcript has 15 exons. Gene Ontology annotation, molecular function: glutamate-cysteine ligase activity. Gene Ontology annotation, biological process: glutathione biosynthetic process. Gene Ontology annotation, cellular component: glutamate-cysteine ligase complex. Lineage: Eukaryota; Metazoa; Xenacoelomorpha; Acoela; Convolutidae.